UCCGCGUCCUAGGUCUGGCGGCGCGGGAGGCUGCAGGGCGUGCGGCGACAUGGUGCGCGGCAGGAUCUCCGGGCUCUCUGUCCGUGACGUGCGCUUCCCCACGUCGCUCGGGGGCCACGGCUCGGACGCCAUGCACACAGACCCCGACUACUCGGCUGCCUACGUGGUCCUAGAGACCGACGCGGGAGACGGACUCAAGGGCUACGGGAUCACCUUCACGCUGGGAAAAGGCACUGAAGUGGUUGUCUGUGCUGUGAAUGCCCUGGCCCACCAUGUGCUUCACAAGGACCUCAAGGACAUUGUUGGUGACUUCAGAGCCUUCUACAGGCAGCUCACAAGUGACGGGCAGCUCAGAUGGAUCGGCCCUGAGAAAGGUGUUGUGCAUCUAGCUACAGCGGCCGUUCUCAACGCUGUGUGGGACCUGUGGGCCAAGCAGGAGGGGAAGCCUCUGUGGAAGUUACUUGUUGACAUGGACCCCAGGACGCUGUUGUCCUGCAUCGAUUUCAGAUACAUCACUGACGUCCUGACCGAGGAGGAAGCCUUCGAAAUACUGCAGAAAGGUCAAGUUGGUAAAAAAGAAAGAGAAGAGCAAAUGCUGGUGCAGGGCUACCCCGCCUACACCACGUCGUGCGCCUGGCUCGGCUACUCAGACGACACGCUGAAGCAGCUCUGCACCGAGGCACUGAAGGACGGCUGGACCAGGUUUAAGGUAAAAGUUGGUGCUGAUCUCCAGGAUGACAUCCGCAGAUGCCGACUCAUCAGAAACACGAUUGGGCCCGAGAAGACGUUGAUGAUGGAUGCCAACCAGCGCUGGGAUGUGCCCGAGGCUGUGGAGUGGAUGUCAAAGCUGGCUGAAUUCAAGCCGCUGUGGAUUGAGGAGCCAACCUCCCCUGAUGACAUUUUGGGACACGCCGCCAUCUCCAAGGCGUUGGUCCCAUUAGGAAUUGGCGUUGCCACUGGAGAACAGUGCCAUAAUAGAGUGAUAUUUAAGCAACUCCUACAGGCGAAAGCCCUGCAGUUUCUCCAGAUUGACAGCUGCAGGCUGGGAAGUGUCAAUGAAAACCUCUCAGUGUUGCUGAUGGCCAAAAAGUUUGAAAUUCCUGUUUGCCCCCAUGCGGGCGGAGUUGGCCUCUGUGAAUUGGUGCAGCACUUGAUUAUAUUUGACUUCAUAUCAGUCUCUGCAAGCCUUACAAACAGGAUGUGUGAGUAUGUCGACCACCUGCACGAACAUUUCAAGUAUCCUGUGGUAAUCGAGAAGGCUUCCUACAUGCCUCCUAAGGAUGCUGGUUAUUCAACAGAAAUGAAGGAAGACUCCGUAAAGAAACACCAAUAUCCAGAUGGGGAAGUCUGGAAGAAACUCCUUGCUGUGCGAGGGAAUUAAAUGUUCAGCCCUAACACCUUUUUCUUUUUAAGUAAAAAGGCCUAAGAUUUCUUGGGUAUGGUUUUCCAAAAAUAGGAAAAAGAAAAAUCAUCCUACCAAUCAAAACAAGUUCAGCUGAAAGUCCUAUUAACCUCAGGCAUCAGCUCAGUAAUUAUUACUCGAUUCUUUUAGCAAAUGACCACAUAUUCUUUGACGUAAUCCUUAAACAAAUUCAAAUUUAACUAACUCAAAGUCCAGGAAGAGGUUCUUACAAAAUUUCUAUCAAGGGUUGAUGCCCAGACAUUAAACUGUACUUUGAAAAUAA
Molecule: messenger RNA, 1685 nt
Organism: Equus quagga
Lineage: Eukaryota; Metazoa; Chordata; Mammalia; Perissodactyla; Equidae
Gene: ENOSF1
Product: enolase superfamily member 1
Exons: 16
Coding region: 50-1381 (443 amino acids)
Biological process (GO): amino acid catabolic process; carbohydrate catabolic process
Molecular function (GO): L-fuconate dehydratase activity; magnesium ion binding
Source: RefSeq, a predicted model, not a curated record